CAUUUACGAAAAGGUCGAGAAGCAACCUACCCAACCCUGCUACUACAAGGUAAUAUCAGCUGAUUUUUAAAGGAGCAUGCGUGUUAAAUAUGUGUUUCAAUUUUACUGUGUAUUUUGAGGGCAAAAAUUAAUAUAAUCCUUGAGAAAAAUAAGAUUCAUCAUUAUGUCUGAUACUCUGCAGAAGGUGAAUGUAAAAACCGAUCAAAAGCUGACUACCACCGAUUUGAUUAACAUAAAAAGAAUUGAAGAGAUCAAUAGAAAAAGAGUAGCAAGUGUGAGAAAAAUAAAACAGAGGAAUAUUAUAUCCGCAUUGUCUCUUGCACUAUUUGCAGGAGGAGUUUAUGUCUAUACUAUUAGAACCAUGAAGCAGGAAGAAUUUUUAGAUGAUUUCAAUGAACCUGAAAAAGUUGGAUCCCCAUAACAUUUUGGACCAGACA
Leptopilina heterotoma is the source of this 437-nucleotide messenger RNA. RefSeq names its product cytochrome c oxidase assembly factor 3, mitochondrial (gene Ccdc56). The transcript has 2 exons. The coding region runs from base 164 to 421 and encodes 85 amino acids. Lineage: Eukaryota; Metazoa; Arthropoda; Insecta; Hymenoptera; Figitidae. The record is from RefSeq and is a predicted model, not a curated record.